Cannabis sativa is the source of this 2237-nucleotide messenger RNA. Its product is annotated as protein LUTEIN DEFICIENT 5, chloroplastic. Lineage: Eukaryota; Viridiplantae; Streptophyta; Magnoliopsida; Rosales; Cannabaceae. The record is from RefSeq and is a predicted model, not a curated record. Gene Ontology annotation, biological process: xanthophyll biosynthetic process. The transcript is spliced from 15 exons. Gene Ontology annotation, cellular component: chloroplast. Bases 274 to 2100 code for a protein of 608 amino acids. Gene Ontology annotation, molecular function: heme binding; beta-carotene 3-hydroxylase activity; iron ion binding.
UUUGAAGCUUAUGUAGUAUUUUUUCUACCUAAAAACAACAGAGCCACAAAACUGUCUGAUCCAAAAAUCCACCACGUGUUGACCUUCUCAAGUAUCAAACUGUGAAAACUAUUCAAGAUUCCAAAAUCUGUUUUUUAGUGGACCAAAAAACCUUAUUAUUAUUAUUUUUUUUAACUGUCUUUGAAUUAUCAUUAUCAUCAUCAUCAAACAUCUGAGGCUUUAGUUAAUUUUCUUUCAUUUAAGGUGUUUCAUUAUUCACCACCUUCUUCUUCAAUGGCUUCCAACAUUUUUCUACUUCACUCACCUCCUUCUUUUCAUACUACUAGACUCAGACCCACUUCCUCAUACCCAAUUGGAUUAAGAAGUAGUAAUAAUAAUCAUAAAGGGUUGUCUGUAAUUACAUGUUCAUCUUCAAAUGGAAGAGAACCUGACUUAGUCAAGAAGAAGAAGCGUGAGGAGCUCUCUGCUAGGAUUGCUGCUGGAGAUUUCACUGUAAAUCAAUCUGGUUUUCCAUCUCAAGUGAAGAAUGGUUUGUCAAAGUUGGGAGUUCCUAAAGAGACAUUGGAAUUCUUGUUUAGUUGGGUUGAUUCCAAUGGAGAUUAUCCCAAAGUUCCAGAAGCAAAAGGGUCUGUUAGAGCUGUUCAAAGUGAGGCCUUUUUUAUUCCUUUGUAUGAGCUUUUCAUUACAUAUGGUGGAAUUUUUAGAUUGACUUUUGGACCAAAGUCAUUUUUGAUAGUGUCUGAUCCUUCCAUUGCUAAACAUAUACUUAGAGAUAAUUCAAAGGCUUAUUCAAAGGGUAUUUUAGCCGAAAUCUUAGAGUUUGUAAUGGGGAAAGGACUUAUCCCAGCUGAUGGAGAAAUAUGGCGUGUUCGUCGGCGUACUAUUGUUCCUGCAUUGCAUCUCAAGUAUGUAGCAGCUAUGAUCAAUCUCUUUGGACAAGCUACAGAUAAACUUUGUCAGAAGCUAGAUGCUGCAGCAAAUGACGGGGAAGAUGUUGAGAUGGAAUCGCUCUUUUCUCGUUUGACAUUGGAUAUCAUCGGCAAGGCACUCUUUAAUUAUGAUUUCGAUUCUUUGACUAAUGAUACCGGGAUAGUUGAGGCUGUUUAUACUGUCUUGAGAGAAGCAGAGGAUCGAAGUAUCUCGCCUAUUCCAUUCUGGGAGAUCCCAAUAUGGAAGGACAUAUCGCCGAGGCAAAGGAAGGUUUCUACCGCUCUCAAAUUAAUCAACGACACGCUUGAUAAUCUUAUUGCAAUAUGCAAGAGGAUGGUUGAUGAAGAAGAGCUGCAAUUCCACGAGGAAUACAUGAACGAAAAGGAUCCUAGUAUUCUUCACUUCCUCUUAGCCUCUGGAGAUGACGUUUCGAGCAAGCAACUUCGCGAUGAUUUGAUGACAAUGCUUAUAGCGGGGCAUGAAACUUCAGCUGCGGUUUUAACAUGGACAUUUUAUCUUUUAUCCAAGGAGCCUCGGGUUGUUGCUAAGCUCCAAGAAGAGGUUGAUUCGGUUCUAGGUGAUCGAUAUCCAACCAUUGAUGACAUGAAGAAACUCAAGUAUUCGACUCGUGUGAUCAAUGAAUCCCUUCGGCUUUACCCUCAACCACCGGUGCUAAUCCGUCGCUCUAUUGAAAAUGACACGCUCGGUCAAUACCCUAUAAGAAGAGGAGAGGACAUAUUUAUUUCGGUAUGGAAUCUACAUCGCAGCCCAAAUCAUUGGGAGAAUGCAGACAAGUUCAUACCCGAAAGAUGGCCUUUAGAUGGACCUAAUCCAAACGAGACUAAUCAAGGUUUUAGUUAUUUGCCCUUCGGAGGAGGGCCCCGAAAAUGUGUCGGUGACAUGUUCGCUACCUAUGAGACUGUAGUGGCGCUCGCUAUGCUUGUUCGAAGAUUUAACUUCCAAAUGGCAGUUGGAGCCCCCGAAGUUAAAAUGACAACCGGAGCAACAAUUCACACAACCGACGGAUUAAACAUGACGGUGACUAGAAGAGUAAAACCGCCGAUAGUGCCUACAUUGGAGACACAAGCAUUGAAUUUGGAUUCAUCAUCGUCGUCAUCAUCAGCAGCCGGUGUUAUCGGGAACGAUCCAUUAGUUGGUCAGACCGGUUAAGUUUCUUCUUUUGUACAUUCAUGGUGAAGCUAGCUCCCCAAGCUACAUACACAUUACUUGUAGAAUAAUACAAUGUGACAUUAUUACCAAAAGGGAAAUCAAUUCAAGAAAAGAAAGAAAAAAGAGUUAAUUGAAAA